Xyrauchen texanus (razorback sucker) is the source of this 2818-nucleotide messenger RNA. RefSeq names its product signal-induced proliferation-associated 1-like protein 1. NCBI's taxonomy places the organism in Eukaryota, Metazoa, Chordata, Actinopteri, Cypriniformes, Catostomidae. The coding region runs from base 219 to 2150 and encodes 643 amino acids. The record is from RefSeq and is a predicted model, not a curated record. The transcript is spliced from 11 exons.
UCUUCUCCUGCUCUCUCUUCGCUUGCUCAGUUGAAUUGGAACACUCUGUACCAUCGUUUGGUCCUCCUAAUCCACAACCAGAGAUUUCUGAUGACUUAAACAUGUCGAGAAAGAUUCUUACAUGAACAUUUUUCAGUUUAAACAUCUUGCAUACUAUCUUUUUAGUUUAAAAUAUUUUGCUUUAAUUUAUAGGUAAAUGAAAGUUAGUGAGGAAAAACAUGGAAUCCGAGAAGAUGACUGCGUUAUUCUGGGAUCUGGAUUACUCUGUGUCUACAAUUCCUCCACAGGCUCCACCUCUACAUUUGACCAGUUCUGAAUUCAGUUCUGUUGAUCAUAGCUCUCACAUGCAAAAUAGCCACAACAGCUUGGAUUGGACUUCAAAAGGAGAGUGGCAUAUGGUAACAGCCACUCGCUCAUUGCUUGGCAGGGAGAGAAGAGGCCAGAGGGCGAGCCUGCAGGACCAAAAGACGGUGUCCUAUAACAGCUUGCCAAGAGCACAUUUUCUACAGCCAAAUAGAGAAUCAAGUGCAUUUUCACCCUACACUAAUGACUUUUGGUUGAAUGGUAGAGAUGCCAAGAACAUUGCUGAGUCUCCCAGGAAUGGUCCUGAAAUAUAUCAUCUGACACGGGCAGGCUUCUACAGUCCACAGAUCUCAAGAUCCAAGCAUUUUGAAACUGGCCAGUUUGCAAAAAGAGUUUCAAAAGGAUUGUCUUCUACAAACAACAUUAAGGAGUUCUAUGCUCACACAUUACCUUGUCCGUGCUCCAAGACAGCUGUUCUCAAACUCAGCCCCUUGUGCUGCAAGCCUCAAGAGGUUAAAACUUCUGUGGUGGAAAAGCCUCUUUUGAUGAGGGCUGUGAUUUCUCGAACUACACCAAACUCAAGUCAGCUCAGCAAGAAAGAUCUCAGCUUGCUCCAGCCAAGAGAGGAUCACGACAACAAGAACCAGGACCAGAAUUGUUCCAAUUUGCAGGAGCCCAAUAUAAAACCUGUGCAGACUCCUGGUCAGCAGUCAUUCAGCCUACAUCAUUCUGCUCAAAGCCAGAAUUUGUUCAGUGGGGAUAUUUCUACCAAGGAUCAACUUACUAUUAACACGCAUCUAUUCCCUAAACUCCAGUCUAGACCAAACCAGUCUGCAACACUCAGUCCAAGUUUGCUAAAGGCAAGUCAAGAGAAAUUUAGCCUGAAUGAUGACAUUACAUCCUCUCAGGGUGAUCCUGACCAGCUCUGUGAACAUCAUGCCUCUCCGUCUCAACCUUAUUCCAUCAAUAAACAAAAGAAGAAACAACAAUCAGAAUAUCGAGAUCCUGGUGAUGUCAGAAACAAAAACCAUUUAAAAAGUGAGAUGGACGUGACCUCAAAGAACGUGUUUGGCCAGCCACGAGUAAUUGCAUCACUGCGAGCUCCAUGUUCCCCACGGCCUGUUCGGAAGAGCACAGUGGUAGAGGAACUGAAAAAACUCAUUGUGAUGGAUGACACAGAGGACAAUGCUCAGGGUGACUCAUCAUGUUCCCAACAAACAGAGGUGGGGCUUUGCAGCAGUUCACGAACACCAGGUUCAUGCACAAGUUUUUUGUUAUCCAGUCCUGCUCACCAGUCAUAUCCAGAGUCCCCAACACUCACACCAAUCCAUCUCUCUCUGCAAACAAGUCCCACAGAAUGCUGGGCAAUGCCUGAGCAGACUGAAUCUGAUCUAUGGGACAGAGACCAUCAGUCUGAUUCUGAACUUCUGCCUCUUCCAAGCACGGCCUGUGAUCUUGAUUGGAAUAGUCUUGUUCAGGCAGCCCAAGCCUAUGAGACACAAAGAAUGGCAAUUCAUCUGUCGGAAAUCAAUCCUAUACCAAGCAGGUCAGACACGCCAUCCCAUGGGACUUACAAGAUCCACAAUUCCAGUGCUUAUUGCAGCGGAGAGGAUACAGACAGUGACAUGUUCAUCGACUUUCCGGACCAACUCUCUCACCUGGAAGGCAUGCUUAGGCAACUGAGUAGUGAUCUACUGAAGGAGAAGAGAGACAAGGUGGCUCUGCUCGCAGAGGUGUUGAAGCUUCGCAUUUGCAACCAGCAUCUGAAAGACGAGUCCCAUUGUGCAAUUGCGCAAUUACACAAAAUCAGCAAAAUUUUAAACACAACACCUGGAGAUGUUGAGUAAUCUAGGCCUGGAAGAUUACAAAUCCAUAUAAGCAGUGUUUGGUGUAAUCCAAUUACAAAGUAAUUAGUUACUGUAAUCGAAUUACUUUUUAAAGUAAAAAAAAAAAUCUUGUAAUAAUUGUAGUUACUGACUUAAUUUAAGUUCAUUAUAGGGUUAUUCUAAUAUAUUAUGUAUGUAGAAUGCAUGAAUUAUGCCCUGCAAUGUGUGAAAUUGACAUGAAUGUAACAAUGAACAAGAAAUACAUAAAUUUUUUUGCUGGAAGUGUUUUAAAAAUAACUGAAAAGUAAAGUAAUUAGUAACAUGAUUACUUUUCAGUAAAGUAAUUAAUAACCCGAUUACCAUUUUAAAUAAAUAAUUAGUCAUUUGUAGUGGAUUACUAUUUUUUAACUAACUUACCCAAGACAGCAUAUACACAAAUGUAUGUAAUGAAUUGAUGUGAUGUCACAGAAAAUCCAAACAAAUUGAACUUUUAUUCAAAGUUAAACAAAAGCACAGCAAACCAGAACAAGGUUCUUAAGGCACUUCUAAGGCUUCUUAUUGAAUAACAACAUUUAGACUGUAAAAAAGGCUAUAAAACAUUUAAAUAUGAAACAUUAUAAUAAAUAUAUAAAUAUAGAUACUUAACGAUUCCCAUGUAUUAUAAAUAAGUAAUAAAGUUGACAAUGUAC